GAACUUUAAUAAAGUCGCGCCCGCAGAUUUAUUUGGCCGAAUGUUUUGCAUUUUAUGCGAUAGUGAUUUUAGCUUAAUCGCUCACUAGUAACAGUCGCAGUUGUAAAUCGUUGGUGAUCCAGUACGGUGUAACGUCGCGACGUUCAUGUUUUCUCAUAUUUUGCCUUAUAUUUUUUACGCAAUUUUAUUUGUUGCUUUCCCGCUUGUUUGUUGGAUUCGACGUUAAUUUGCAACUGUAGUCAUCUCACAUUUAUUUAUGUUGAUAGCACGCUUGCGCUAAAUCGCCGCAUUUCGUCGCUGAACGUCAACGUCAUUCGCUAGCAUUACUGAAAUCGCAUAUCGUUUAUUAAAAAAAAUGUAAAUAAAUAAAUGGCACAACGUCCUCUUUGCAUGCCGAUUUUAUGAAAACCACUACUGUAGAAUAUAAGUCUACAUUGAUGCGCAUAAAGUGCAAAUUGAUUGCCAAAACUAAUAUUUUCAGUAUUUCCAAACGAAUAUACCUAUUCAAUAUAGAAAAUUCAAGUUGUGUGAUAUAAUGCCAAUAAUGUUAACUGAAAGUGAGAAUUUUUAUAAAUUUUGGCGUUUAUGCUGCUUGUUAGUCGCCUACAGUGUCAUGUGUCAAGGCUUAAGUGCACAAAUCAAGUCCAGAUACAAGCCUAUGGGAGUGGAUUUGUUCGACCAUGAAUUCAUGAGUGCUCCAGACUCAUUGAGCUCUAACAUAGAGGACUGGGACGAUAGUGAAACUGAGAUUGAUGAUCCUGAAACAGUGCCACGCCUCUAUCAAGGCGACAUUGCCAUUGAUCCUUAUACUUACAUAUCACUUAGGCUUGGCGUUAAUCCCAUGAAACAUCCGAAACGUGUGUGGCCUAACGCCACUAUUCCUUUCGAAAUUAGCCACUUAUACACAAACAAUGAACGUAUGGCCAUACAACGCGCCCUAAACACAUUCAAUUCCUUAACUUGUAUUAAUUUUAUACCCUUUGACGGCGAGGAGGAAGAUUACGUAUUAAUUACACCGCCAGUAGAUGAUGCACCGCCCGGUUGCUGGUCGUUUGUAGGAAAGCGCGGUGGAGAACAAAUAGUAUCAUUGCAGCAACCUGAUGAGAAUAGCGCACACUGUUUCAGCAGCGAGGGACGCAUUAUGCAUGAACUUAUGCAUGCGAUUGGCAUCUAUCACGAACAGUCACGAGCGGAUAGAGAUAAUUUUGUUAAAAUUCAUUGGGAAAAUAUUGUUCCAAAAUAUCGGAAAAAUUUUAAACUGAUUUCUAAAAAGAAAGGCAAACAGACGUUCGAUUACGAUUACAAUUCUGUAAUGCAUUACGGCGAAUUCUACUUUAGCAAAAAGAAAGGGGAGAAGCCGACUAUGACACCAUUGCAACCGGGUGUACGUAUAGGUCAACGGAAAACCAUUAGCAAAACGGACUGUCUAAAAAUAAACGAUUUAUAUGGUUGUUUAAAUGGUAGGCAUGCCCGAAUGUACAAAAGUUUCUGCAAUCUAUUGGGACUUUAAAUAUAAGCUUAUGGUUAUUUAAUUACUUUUUAAUAUUUAUGUACACAGUAAAAAUAAAAUAUUGUUAUUCACUAAUUUUAAGAACUUAAAUCAUAUUGAUUUACCAGAUGCUAAUAUAAAUAGAUGAAUAAUUGGAAUAAAACGAUAAACGAAAACAAUUUUCCAAUUAUUUAGUUUAAAAAGUGAUUUAUCACUGGUUAGUAAUUAUUUCCCAGUUAACUGCUAACCAACACACAGCUGAAAGUUUUAGCAAUGAAAAUAUUAAGAAAUAAAAUUUUGUUUACAUCAUUCAAAUCAUUUAGAUCGAAUUUAUUGAAAAAGUAGAUAGCAUAACACUGCAAAGGCAACCCUAAUAUUUCAUUUCUUUGAAUUUGCUUAUUUUCCUUUUGAAUAUGUACUUAGAGUUAGUCGUUGAGUCGUUUAUAAAAAAGCUUUGCAGUAACACGUUGAUUUUUUUCGGCUCUGUUACCCUUCUUUAUAUGCCUGUAAAAUAAGUUUGACUACUUCAACCAGCAUGAUU
Anastrepha ludens (Mexican fruit fly) is the source of this 2030-nucleotide messenger RNA. RefSeq names its product hatching enzyme 1.2. The coding region runs from base 536 to 1510 and encodes 324 amino acids. Gene Ontology annotation, molecular function: metalloendopeptidase activity; zinc ion binding. The transcript has 2 exons. The record is from RefSeq and is a predicted model, not a curated record. NCBI's taxonomy places the organism in Eukaryota, Metazoa, Arthropoda, Insecta, Diptera, Tephritidae. Gene Ontology annotation, biological process: proteolysis.